AGUAGAGCAGAUACACCUCAUUUCCAUUUUUUUGCACAUGAAAUCACAAUCCAAACGACGUGGGCACGUUACUCCGUUUUCCUUCAAUUUUCAACAUUAGACUCGCCCACGUUUCCCCCCAUAUUCUUAUUCUUAUAGGCUCAAAACUCCAAUAAUAACUAUCUGGACUUUUUGUUGAUUUAAAUAAUUCUUUAGUUUUUGCCAUUUGGAAAAGGAAGCUCCAAAAUAAUGUUAACCAAUUCUGAUGAACAUCCUUAUUAAUCUAAUAUGAUAUAUGAAGGAUCCAUGUAUAAUACUCCCUUGCUUCUUGAACAACCAUAUCUUUUUCCUUUUCCCUUUUGUCUCGAUAUUUUCUAAACUGUCCUAUGAAGCAAAAACGGCUUAGUCAAUUCUAUUGGGGGCCAUGAAAGUGUCAUAUAUUGCUUGCAUGCCACUUCUGCGUUUACAAAGUCUCCUCCAUUCCUUGUUAUCACUCUUAACAAUAGAGAGAUAUCCAUAGAUUCUGAAGUUUGAAUUUUCUUUUCUACUUUUGCACUUAAUGUCUUCUAAGACCUCCUCACAGCAAUACGAGGAAGCCAUGCCAGUGUUUGAAUCUUUCAGGAGAAUCAAGCGUUUGAGGCUGUUUGAACCUUCUGUGGGGGUUGCUGGAUUUUUACUAGCAACUGCUUUUGUAACGUGCUGUUUCUUCUACUUGGAUUACAGAGAAAUCGGUGGAAGAUUUGGGCUGUUGAGUCAGAGGUCCCAGCAGAAAAGUGGUUCAGCAGGGGAAAAAGCAGGGGAUAACAGAGUUGAAUUUCUUGGAGAAAAGGGUGGUAGGUGUGACUUGUUUCAGGGUAACUGGGUUUGGGAUGAAAGUUACCCUUUGUAUGAGUCAAGAGAUUGCAACUUCGUUGAUGGAGGAUUUCGUUGUUCAGAGAAUGGAAGACAUGAUUUGUUCUAUACAAAGUGGAGGUGGCAGCCAAAAGAUUGCAACUUGCCCAGAUUCAAUGCAACGAUGAUGUUGGAAAAGCUGAGGAACAAGCGGGUAGUGUUUGCUGGGGACUCAAUUGGGAGAAACCAAUGGGAAUCACUAUUAUGCAUGCUCUCCUCUGAAGUUCCAAAUAAGGAAUCAAUCUACGAAGUAAAUGGUAACCCAAUUACAAAGCACAAAGGUUUUUUGGUGUUCAGAUUCAAGGAUUUUAACUGCACCGUGGAGUACUACAGAGCUCCAUUUCUCGUAGUGCAAAGCCGUCCUCCUAAGGGAACAAGUGAAAAGAUUAGUACAACCCUGAAAUUGGAUCAAAUGGAUUGGAACUCUUGGAAGUGGAGAGAUGCUGAUGUCCUGGUUCUUAACACAGGACACUGGUGGAAUUAUGAGAAAACCAUUAGAGGGGGUUGUUAUUUCCAGGAAGGUGUAGAAGUUAAGUUGGAAAUGAAGGUAGAAGAUGCAUAUAAGAAGUCCAUGGAGACAAUAUUGAAGUGGAUACAAAAUACAGUAGAUCCUAGGAAGACUCAAGUCUUCUUCCGCACUUAUGCCCCUGUGCAUUUCAGAGGUGGAGAUUGGAGACAAGGUGGAAGCUGUCAUUUGGAAACACUGCCAGAACUUGACUCCUCAAUGUCAUUGGUGUCCAAUGAUAGCCGGUCUCAGUUCAACAUAGCUAAUUCUGUGUUUUCAUCACACACAAACACUUCUGAAGUUUUGAAGUUCAAGGUAUUGAAUGUGACCCAGAUGACGGCUCAGAGAAAAGACGGGCAUUCAUCUAUAUAUUAUCUCGGUCCCGAUGCCGGCACUGCAGCUCUCCAUCGCCAAGAUUGCAGCCAUUGGUGCCUGCCUGGUGUACCGGAUACAUGGAAUGAGCUGCUUUAUGCAUUGUUCCUAAAACAGGAAACUUCUUCACACUGAGAAUUUUAAUUAUGCUGAAUGAAUUCAUGGAGCUAGCAUCAUGCAAAGGAAUUAGUAUACCAACCAUUUCUUUCCUCGGAGGAGAUACCAUUGCAUCAAUGACAUCUGUUUCAGCACAUUUGCAAUGAGAACUGAGGUUUCGGAUUUUAUCUAUUUACACCACACCAGCAUUGACCAGUAAGAAGUAAGAACUACGUACAUAUCUAGACAUCAACUGUGGAAAUUGGAAUACAAUGCUGCUAGUGUAGAAACCCAAAGUUUUCUGACUUUUGAUUAUUUACAUUGUGCAGUUACAAGUUGAAUAGUGAAUUAGUAAAUGCAAAUGUAAAGUAUCAUAGGAUUUUUUUUUUAAUUUCCUAAUCAAUGCCACAAAGCAUAAUUAUAAGUGACAAGAACCCUGUCGCGAAUUAGCCGAAAUAUAAAUGUUUCCAACUCAAAUCGAAUUGCUUCAUGUUAUGUUAGAUAAAAUAUAUUAUCUAGUCAUGUAACCGGGUUAAAACGGAGUUUUGUUAUUA
Molecule: messenger RNA, 2397 nt
Organism: Lotus japonicus
Lineage: Eukaryota; Viridiplantae; Streptophyta; Magnoliopsida; Fabales; Fabaceae
Product: protein trichome birefringence-like 10
Exons: 4
Coding region: 539-1882 (447 amino acids)
Cellular component (GO): Golgi apparatus
Molecular function (GO): O-acetyltransferase activity
Source: RefSeq, a predicted model, not a curated record